AUGAGGAACUGUAGGACUUGGGAAAUAAAUGAUAGAUCAUGCAAAAUAUAUGGAUUAUGCAUAAUUGAUCAUGAUUUAAGGUAA
Messenger RNA from Spirodela intermedia, 84 nucleotides. Lineage: Eukaryota; Viridiplantae; Streptophyta; Magnoliopsida; Alismatales; Araceae. The record is from the annotation of a GenBank genome assembly.